Messenger RNA from Penicillium chermesinum, 282 nucleotides. RefSeq lists its product as uncharacterized. The record is from RefSeq and is a predicted model, not a curated record. NCBI's taxonomy places the organism in Eukaryota, Fungi, Ascomycota, Eurotiomycetes, Eurotiales, Aspergillaceae. The coding region runs from base 1 to 282 and encodes 93 amino acids. The transcript has a single exon.
AUGCCUCAUGGUUCACUCGCAGGCUGCAAUCAUUUGUCCAUUUGUUAUGUGCCUUCCCACUACGCGAGCAUCGCUGGGUACACCAGGCCAGACAUAUCAGAACGGCUCUCCGCUACAAAACCUAAGCAGUCUUCUCGAAAAGUCAAGCCGAACUUGUCCGAGAGGCACAACGAAAAAGUCUUCCCCGCACCCCUAGUGCUGCCAGGUGAUGAUUUGGCGGAAGAUCCUGAGUACCCAGCCCAGAGCUUCCAGACUGGGUCGAUGAAGAGGAACGCAACCUAG